GAAAUCAGCUUCUUUCAUUUCUCUUCGCCACCCACCAGUUCCUUCUGUGAAAAGGCCUGUCGUGCCUUUUGCCUCAAUUUCCUUCCUGAAUGACGCCUCCCCGAAGCGAAUUUCCUCCUAUGGAUACUGGCCCGUUCCAUAACGCAUGCAGUUUUCCAGUCGUGGCAAGUGGGAAGACUCGUGUAUCGGGAUUGAGGAGACCAUGGAACAAAGUGGCAGCACUGGGUUUUGGAGUAGCCUUGUCUGCAAUUCCUAUUACACAGAAACAUGAUCCAAGUUUGCUUAGCAAUGAAGCCUUGAUCAGAAGAGCUGUGUCUUUAGUAACUGAUAGUACUGGUACCCUUCUCUCUCAAACAACCUAUGCGUUAAUUGAUGCCCUAACAGAGUAUACAGCGGCAGUUUACACCUUGGUGUCACUGUACCAGAAAUACACACACCUUAUUGGGAAAAUGAAUUCCAGUGAGGAGGAUGCAGUUUGGCAGGUGAUCAUUGGUGCUCGAGUAGAGAUGACUGCAAAGCAGCAAGAGUACCUGAAGUUAGAAUCCAGGUGGAUGACUGCCUUGCGCCUUUCAGAGAUGGCAGCAGAAGCAGCAUACCAAUCAGGUUUUUUCCUGAUGUUCCAUCAAAACCUGGCUUCCUGCAACUUGAACCCAUUAUUCUGUGUCCUGAACUCUGGGAUGAUCGACAUCAUGGCCCUCUGUAUGACAACCUUUCAGCCCAAUGCUCCAGUCUAUCAAGAUCCUUUUGAAUUGUGUCUCUGUCUUCCCAGGUAUUAGCUAUCCCUCCCAAUUUUGUAUCAUCUUCAAAUUUGAUAAGUGUUCCCUGUAUCUCCUCAUCCAAGUCACUAAUAAAAAUGUUGAAGAGCGCUAGGCCCAUCACUGAGCCCUGCGGUAGCCCACUUGUUACCUCCUCCCAGUUUGAGAAGGAACCAUUGAUAAGCAAAUUGAUAAGCAAUGGCACUGAUAGACGUGGGUUUUAUUUGGCUCAAACUGAAGGUCAGUCUUUGGAAAUACCAUUUGAACCAAACCAUGCCAAAAUGAAAUACUUACAGAAGGUAAUGCAUGGGUUCUUUGGAAAGGCAAGUCGCUUUCAGUGGCCAGCUGAAACAUUUGCACACAAGGCACUACCUUCAAGCUACCAUCUUUCAUUUCUUGCUGCCACCUUUGCACACACUUAAAUUAAACAGGCUUAGUGUACACACACAAAUACCUCUUUCCCUCCUUUUCCAUUCCACCAUCAAUGCCAAUCCCUUGCUACAAUUAUAGCCCCACAUGCCAACUAAUUGCUAAAAUAUCACAUCUAUACAUCUCCAAGGAAGAGAAACCUGUCAUAGGAGACUGCUAACUAAUUUUAAUAUUCUGUCUCCCCAAGCUUUAGGGAAGCAUAAAUGUUACAUCAGCUUACUAAACAAAAAAAUCCACACAGUUGGUUUUUUAAAAAAGUUUUUAGUUCCACUCGUAGAUCUUUUCAGCAACUAUCCAUUUGGAUUUCUGGUUUUUGAGGGCACCUUUUCCUUUUUGGAGAACAGUAUGUCAGCCUUGCAAAUAACUCCAGGAAACAUGCCUGUCCAUUAACGUUUCUACUAGCCUGUUCACCUACCAUGUACUUAGGUAAAUAAUUUAUGGCAAUGACAGUCAAAAGGAGGGGGGGGAUUGAGAAGAAUAAAUGCUUUUUCCAAUUUACAAACAUCUCCGUGCCAAUUGCUUGAAGACUAUUCAUACCUAUCACAGGUGGUCAGCCUGUGGCUAUCCACAGGGCUGCAUUGCACAUUUUCUAUUCCCUAUCUCCCUGCAAUCUCGCAAAAUCUUUACUUGCCGCUUAUGUCUUACAUUCAUUCUUCUCUGUUGUCACACGGCAGUUCAAAGUGUGUAAUUUUCCCAAGAAUUAAUUCAGCUUUGGUGGAAAGUGAGUGAGUUGAGGGUUUUUGUAGUACUUCACUGACCAGUAUCCCCCACCUCAAACAGUUUGUUUCCUGCCCAAAUGCCAGUGAAAAACAUGACUAGUGAAAUGUAGCUAUAAAACCCCAACAAAACACAGUAUGGCUACUGGUUAAGUGUGAUGUACACAUACAUGUACUGUGCAAUAUAUACAUUUAUUAUAGCAUGGUGACUAACAGUGUAAAGGCCACUUGAGAGAGGUUAGCACACAGGUUCCCAGAAAAUAAUAUUCAAGGGUUUCUAUCUUAAAAGAGUCUAGCUACUGUGGACCAGUAAAACAGCCCUCUCCAAGCUGGUCCCCUCCAGAUGUUGGACUACAACCCCCCAUCCUUAACCAUUGGUCCCACUGGCUGUGGCUAAUGGGAGUGCCAACAUCUGGAGGGCGUAGAGUUGGAAAGGCUGUUUUGUACUCUGAUCAAGUGCAGUCUCUGACUUUGGAGGACAGCCCAAAACAUCCAUGAUUUUCUACCGAGGGCAAGGCAACUUGCUACUGUAAGGGGAGACCCCACUGGUCUAGCAAUGCUACACACUUUAACCAACCAGUUGGACUGCCAUGGGUCAUCUCCCGUCUCCCUAAGAACUCUGGGAACUGUAGUUUUACGAGCACACCCAAAUCAUUCCCAGGAUCCCUAGCCUGGAAGCCAUGACAGUUGUUAAAAUAGGUUUGAAACUGUAGUGGAGACACGCUUCAGUGGCAGGUUAGAAGACACACCCUGGUUUUAUGCUCAUGUUGUUUUACAAACACGCGCACACACAUUAUGGAACCCAGGGUGGCUAGGUCCCCUAGUGGUCUCAUAAAAAGAGACAGUGGCCCAUGUAGUCCAGCAUCCUGUUCUCACAGUGGCCAACCAGAUGCACCAUGGGAAAUCUGCAAGCCGGACCUGAGUGCAACAGGGCUCCUCCCAUCUGCAAUUCCAAGCAGAGUAUUCAGAGGCAUAUUCCUUCAGUGGCUAGAGAACAUAGAAAUUGUGGCUGGUAGCCUUUGACAGCCUCAUCGCCCAGGUGCCGAACGGGCCCAAGCCUGCUUCGCUUUAUGUGCCUUCAGACCACGCCCUGAAGCCAAUCUUCCCCAUGAACAUUUGAAUUGAUGAUUAAGGCUUUACACCUUCACCACUGUCAAGUUUACAAAGACUGCAGAACCUAUUCCACUAGCUGCUUUACUUCUGACCAUGGUGCUUAAGUAGAGAAAAUACAUACUUCUUAAAAAUGUUUUUCAAGUCGUCUUCCAGCUGAGGUUUUGUUCUCUGCUUGGGAUAACGUUCGAUGAUAAAUCCAACCAAAAUGAAGCACUUCCACUAAUUUCAAGGACAAGAGUCAAGUGCCAAUGUUCAUGGGACUUCACUUUGAAAGGGUCAUGCCCUACCUGGGGCCACUGCUUAAUUUUAAAUCCUGUUCCCAAAACCACUCAGUGAGGCAAGGCAGCUGGUGCGACUGGUAUCGAAAGCAACAGAACCAGAACCAAGACGACGACUCUAGUACACAAGAAGAGCCUGGCCGGAUCAGCCCAAAGACCCAUCAGAGAUGAGGCCACAGGGAAGGGCAUGAAAGCAAGCCCCUCUUCCCGUAUGCCCCCUAGCCACUGCCUCGGAGCAUUGCUAACUUUUGGGGACACCUGUGAACAAUUUUAGGAAAAAAGAAUGAGUGCAAUAAAAUUAUUCUACCGUAAACAGCAUUUUUUAAAAAAGGUAUCUGUUAAUAACAUCCGCUUAAGUCAGCUCCUGUCAAAGUCUCAGCCCCGUUAUUUUAAUGCUCCAGACACAUCAAAAUUAUCCUAUAGUUUCUGAGUUACUGACACGGCACAUCUGAGGCUGUCGUCUUUCAGCAACGUCCACAUGACCCAGAGCUCCGUCGGGUUCAGUUUGUGUAUAAUCAUCAGUUCUUUGUACAGGCAGGGAUCAAAUGGAUUAAAGGGCCUCUGGAUUCCAAAGGUCUUAAAGCCAGGAUGGUGUGUCGGGGUUACCCCCAUUUUGGCCAAGCACAUCCCAACAAAGACGUCGUCUAUAGGGAACAACUCAGUGUCCUCAACCGUCACCUGCAGCCGUUGCACUGUCAGCCGGGACAUGACGUAACCACCGCCGCCAGCGUACUUUGGAUAGAAGGGGGCUGGAUACAUUGACUCUGGGAUGAAAUACUUGGUGUUGGUGUUCCUGAUGGGCCGGGCUUUGCUGAUGACGUCCCCCGCAAAAAGAUCCUUGUCGGGGUCCUGAUGUUUAAGGAACUCCACGAUAUUGUAUGUGUUCACAAAGACGUCAUCGUCUCCUUUCAGCACAAAACGGGCGUGGGGGCAAUCCUCCCCUACCCAGCGAAGGAAAUGCAGCUCCUUCAGAGUCAGGUUGAAGAAGUUGUCCACAAAACCCCACUGGAGGAUGUCGUCGAACUCCAGGCUUUCGUAGACCAAAAGCUGGUAGAGGGAGUGAGACCGAACUUUGACCUCGGAGCGGCCAAGCAGGAACAGCCGCCUCACCAGUUUGCCACCAAUGACGGUUUCCUUCCCCCAUGUGUUCCUGAUGGCCGCACGGCGGUCGAUGUUCACAGAGGCAGACUUGAUAGCCAACAGGAGGAAGGUCUCUGCGUCACAUCUAGAGGGUUUGAGCAAAGUGGAGAAGUUCCGGCAGUGUUUGUAUGCUAAGAAAACACGGUGAACCUCAGGGAGGGAGGUGGAGGAAUUGGCAACAGUGAGGUCUGGCAAGCAUUUGCUUGAUUCCACCUGUUCAGGAACCCUGAUGGUUUGCUUCUGAUUUGGCUUGUGCAGUUCUCUGCUUGCUGAAGACACAACUGACUUGGAGUCUCUCUUUAAGUAUACCAAGCAUGCAAGCAAGAAAGCUGGCAAGAUGUACACUGAGAAUCUUCUUAUCCUGGGCUGCAUCUCAACCACUGCAGGAAGACUGAACACCUGUAUGGUGAAGAGAUCGCCAUUAGGUUGCUUUUCCACAUGCUCCAUAUAAGUUAUGAAAGUGAGUGCACAGUCUAUUCAGUGUGAAAUAUUACGGAAACACGCCUUGACACAAAGAAAUAACCCUGCAACUGAUUACUUGGUCUGUUUCCCCAAUUAUGAAAAUUGUAGUCAAUAAAUAGUAUGAGUUUUAGCCAAUUAACUAAUCAAAUCUGCGCCAAUUUGCAUAUGGAUAAAACUAAUUCUGGAGCAAAAGCACACUCCUCUUUGGUUUUCUAGGUGGUAAGAGGCCAGCAUCAUCUUAGAGGAGGCAGUUCCCUCUUACUGAAGAUAAAAACCUUGGUGCUUGCCGAAUAAAGUUUACAUGUACUGGCAUUUUAAAAAUGAUAUAUAUUUCAAAUCUGCUACAAAUUAAUUGGGGGCCUCUUUGAAGUCAGUUAAAAGUUUUAAAAUAUUUAUUCAUCCAAGGGUUCCCAAAGUGUGCUCCACGGACCACCAGUGGUCUGCAAGCUUCAUUCAGGUGGUCCACGGCAUAUUUGUGAAUUGAAGACGGGCGAGGGUACAUCCAGUGCAUGAAAUGCUCACAUUGAUGUCAUUUUUAUUGCUUCUUUUAUUGCUUUUAAUUGUAUUGUAUUGUAUUACAA
Messenger RNA from Rhineura floridana, 5474 nucleotides. It is a transcript of the gene DIABLO, whose product is annotated as diablo IAP-binding mitochondrial protein. Lineage: Eukaryota; Metazoa; Chordata; Lepidosauria; Squamata; Rhineuridae. Gene Ontology annotation, cellular component: mitochondrion. The transcript has 7 exons. The coding region runs from base 90 to 776 and encodes 228 amino acids. The record is from RefSeq and is a predicted model, not a curated record. Gene Ontology annotation, biological process: intrinsic apoptotic signaling pathway in response to oxidative stress; neuron apoptotic process.